Drosophila takahashii is the source of this 1453-nucleotide messenger RNA. RefSeq names its product Cuticular protein 78Cb (gene Cpr78Cb). Gene Ontology annotation, molecular function: structural constituent of chitin-based larval cuticle. Gene Ontology annotation, cellular component: chitin-based extracellular matrix. The record is from RefSeq and is a predicted model, not a curated record. NCBI's taxonomy places the organism in Eukaryota, Metazoa, Arthropoda, Insecta, Diptera, Drosophilidae.
UUAUAUAGUCAAGACGAUUCGAUAUGACCUGCUAUCGAGAGCUAGAAUUGGUGGGCAGGGUAGCAGCAUUUAUCUCAGAGGAGAGGCGCUACAGAAGACGACGGAGCCAACGAUUAUUGGCAUUUGGUUAUGCUUAUUAGAUUUUCGUGGCUUACGUUUUGGCCCGUUGUUUACCACAUAUAAAAACGGAAAAGACCAGCUGCCCGGAUUGGCAGUACGGUGGCUAACUUUGAACCUCGCAGACGUCGAAAUUCCGCAGCGGAUUACAUCGGAUCGGGAAAUAUUACAAAAUCAAUCAAAGAUUGCCUGUUGUGUUUCAGUGCCUGUGCGAAAUAAGAUAAACGGAGAUAAGACCGAGAAAUAUGCGAUAUUUUCUAAUUGGCCUGGUUUUCCUGGCCCUCGCUUGGAUGGCCCAAGUGGAUGGGCGUCUGGUGAGGGUGCGCCGGAUCCGGAGAUUGGUGGGUGCGACUGGUGAGCAGGAUGCCCAGAUAACCGACUUUCGGGUUUCGCCCUCCGACGACGAGGGUGUCUUCAAGUACGCCUUCAAGACCAGCAAUGGCAUCGAUGUCCAGGCGGCGGGAUCUCCGCUGGAAACCAUUGGAAUAUACAGCUACAUCUCGCCCGAGGGUGUUCCCAUCGAGACGCGCUACAUAGCCGAUGAACUGGGCUUCCAUGUGGUGGGCCGUCAUCUGCCGCAGCCGCCGCCCACACCCGACUACAUCCUACGAUCCCUGGAAUACAUUCGCACACACACCGAGGACGGAAAGCUGAAGAAGCGCGAAUUCUUCUGAGGCGCCCGAAAGGAUCCUAUCCAUCGUCCAUUGUCCACCAUCCACAUCGAUUUGGAUGCAAGUGUCCAAGAAGAAGGCUGAACAUACCAUAUAGCAUGUACUAAUCCCCAACUAACUUUCAUAUCUUAAGACUCAAGACCUAGACUAAGUUGUUGCUAGAUGUUCUAAGCUCUGCCGAAACGCGCAAAUGUUUUCUGACCACUUCUACAAAACCUUGGGGCCGUUCUGCUUGGGUUAUAAAUCAAUCCAUCCAUCGAUUCUUUCACGGCGUUAAUUUAUGGUCUUUGCGCCCAUAAAGAGCAAACAAAGGCACGCCCAAAAAUCGAAAUCUCGGGUGACCCCAACGAAUUCUAGCUUGUUAUCCCAUUAACUGCGAACAGCUUUAUUUGUCUGCGUGUCUGAUUAAUUAAUUUACGUCUAUUCUCAGAUAUGGAAAUUUGAAAACUGGAUGGAAAUGAGUCGCGGUUCUGUUUGGCGACCUUUCGAUGACUUAAUAAUUAACGGAAAUUUUCUUUCCGGGUAAACCCAUCACCAAUCUCCAAAUGAACGCAGGGGAGCAUUUGCCAAGUUUCGAAACAAGUUCGGCUCGCUCGAAUUUAAAUACAAGCUAACAUAUUUUUUAAGCGAAUUAAACAAUGCGAAUUUCAAAAACAUUUGUUAAA